Messenger RNA from Mesorhabditis belari, 825 nucleotides. NCBI's taxonomy places the organism in Eukaryota, Metazoa, Nematoda, Chromadorea, Rhabditida, Rhabditidae. The record is from the annotation of a GenBank genome assembly.
AUGGAGAUCCCGUCGAGUGAGUUUUUGGAGAGUUACGAGGAGAUCGAUGGAAUGAAUAUCGGGUAUUGCCGAUAUGGUAACGGACCGAAUUACAUGUUGACCGUUUGUGGAGCUGUUGGAUGUUAUGCAAAAGAUUGGCCUCUCACCUCGUUGAGACAUUUCGAUCCCGAACUCUUCACGAUCAUCGGCAUUGAUCCACCCGGUUAUGGCAAAUCUCGUCCACCAGAUCGAAAACAAGAGGUUCUCCGGUGCAAUAAAGAUGCCGUUAUUUGUGUGAAGCUGAUGGAGAGAUUAGAAUUGACUCCAUUCACGAUCGUUGGCUGGAGUGAAGGGUCGAGGACGAGUAUUCACGUUGCGGAGACGGCCAAAGGGAAGAGAGAAAUUUUUUUGAUAUUGCAGAUUGAACGAGCCGUCCUUUUGGCCACCGUGACGAGAGUCGAUGCAAGGGGUGUUCAAGUGUACAAAGGUCUACGAAACACGGAUCAAUGGCUACCCGCCGAACGGGCUCCCUAUUUGAAGCAUUACACGAAUGAGUUCCUCAAAAAGCAAUGGGCCGACAAUUGUGAUAUGGUUGAAGAGGCGUAUCUGAUGUUGGGCGGACGAUUCCCUUGUCAUGACGCGUUGCCGAAAAUCGCGUGCCCAGUUUUGAUGUUGAACGGAGGACAAGACAAAUUUUGCGAGGACCCCAAGUCAAUCUUUCCAAAGAUCAAGAACGUCAAACUCGAAACUCACCUCCAAGGUGGACACGAUUUCCCGAAAAAAUUCCCGAAAUGGACGGCCGAGAAAAUCACUGCUUUCGUUAAAGAAACCGCGAGGAAACAAGCA